CACAAUCGGUUCCGGUACGAGUACCAGUACUUGAAGCUCCUCUGAAAGCACACACACAAUCCCCUUGGCUGGUCUUCUUCAUAGACAAGAAGAAAACAAACUGGCAACAAAGAAACAAUAUUGUAAGUUGUUGCAAUAGCUACACCAUCACAUAGCACACAGCACCAAGCGAGAAAACACAAUACUAUUGUGCAACUAUCCCCGGCUACUAGGCCAGAACAAAUCGUGCGAUCAAAACUAGUUGGAAAGGUGAGAAAGUGGUGAUACCUAUCUGGUGGAAUUGGUUUUAUCUGAACCAUUCUUCUUUCGCUGCUGCUUUGAACCACCCGGCGCUCCCUGACAUAGAUCGAGAUUGUCUCUUUCGCUUGCUUGGCUUUGAAACCGUUCUUGUAUGGCUUCUCAUAACAGAUUCGAAGUWCUUUGGAGCAGAGAUUCACAUAACAGCAGCAAAACCCAACCAAGCGCUCUCCACUAUGGAUCUCAACGACGACAAAGGCAGAAGCAGCGGCCUACCGCAAACGACAACGAAGAAACCGCCUCCCCAACGGCAGAGUCGUAACAGUAACUACCGCUCCGACCAAGAGGAAGAAAAGAAAAGCUCCGGCAACGAAGACAUCGAGGUUGCCAUCAACGACGGCCGCUCCAUCCUUUCUUCCAGCACCACCGCCACCACGAAAACAGCUGCAGCCGCAGCCCUUUUGGAUCAACAGAUCGAGGGGCAGCGCCAGAAGGGAGUCAACAACUUUGAUGACAAUGCCGGCGGCAAGUCUCGCCCCGAUGCCGAUGCCGACCGUGCAUUCAAACAGAAAGCCAAGGCCGCAAGGAUGAGUGCGGUUUCCUCKGGUGCCUACCGAAAGCCCCCGCCACCUGGUUCCGUUGCUGCUCCUGCUUCUWCUGCAGCGGUUGCUACGGCUCGGGACAUGUCGGACGCCAUGGCCAAGUCCCGAGGCCGUCGGAAUGCAGGCGCCAAGAACCAACAAAAGCGACCCGUGCCCGCCCAUCUCCGGGACUCUUCCACCGGUGGACACCGCAACGGCGGCAACACCGGCAGCAAGAACCAGACCAACACCACCAAACUGGAACGAUUGGAAGAAGAAGUCGCGGCCAAGGCRAGGGGCAAGGCACCCACUUCCGCUGGCGCGAGAGCGUCGGUCACCAARCGGAACCCUCCAGGCCUCUCCCCGAACAGAUCGCAAUCCGAAGCCUCGUCGCCCGGAAGCAGCUUCACGGCCGUCAAACGCAUGAACCGAAUGGAGGCAGACAUUGCCGCCAAGGAACAGUCCCGUGCCAGUCGGGGUUCGGGGGAUCGGCCCGCCGGCAAGCGCCUGGAUCGGCUGGAAGCCGACGUGGCCGCCAAGGAACGGGCCAAGGCCAGCCGUGUCACCGGGAAGAAGGCGAGUGCGAUUGCCAGGAAGCUUGCCAAGAACCAGCAGCAACGCGGUGCUCCGGCAACGGUWCCGGGGGCGGUUUCUUCCACCGAAGGUGGCGGCCGAGCCGCUCUCCUCGCCAAGAAGAAGAGGAACGUUGCUGCUUCCGUUGCUGCCACGGGAACUUCCGAAGGUGCUGCUUCGUCCAAGCUCAAGAAAGCCCCUCCCUCCCACGGAGUGAACCACCUCGUCGGUGGCGAGAAACAACCCAAGCACGAAUCUCCGGAUGCUUCCGAUGGUGGUGCCGGUGGUCCGACGAACGUACCUCCCGGAACGGGUGGCACGGAGGUCGGGGGUCGCUACGAAAGUGAUAGCAACAACGGCCUGGCGGUGGCCGUUGCUGUUCGCGAGAACGAGGACGUUUUCAUUCCCUCCGCUGUCGAAUACGACCCGGAUGCCAUCAAGUAUCCCGUGUACAAGAACCAACGCGUGCGCGURUAUGGCCUCUUGUUCUGCAUCUUGCUCAUCAUCGUUACCGCCUGCACGAUCGGGGUCUUGACCAUUCUACAGAGASAGGACGACGAGCAGCACCAUGUACCUACCGAGUCCCCGACGUGUGCCCGCUGCACCUUGGAUUAUAUCGAACAACUGGAACUGGAAGUUGGAUCGCAAAAACUCAACGACCCCGAGUCUCCGGAAUACCUUGCCAAGGAAUGGAUCAUACACGAGGACGAGAUGCAGCUCUUGCCUACGGACCUCAAUUUUAUUCAGCGGUUUAUCAUGGCCGCCUUCUACUUUGAUACACACCAAGUGGCCCCGUGGCGGUCGUGCAACCAGCAGAGUAUCGAUCUUGCCGACAACGAGACCGAAAAAUGUGACUUUUUAAAGCUGUCGGGCAUCAAACCACUGGUAUUCGAAGCAUGUGAGUAUUUUGGUGAUCGCGCUCCCRAAUGUGUAUUCGCAGCAAAACACAGCGACGCGAAUCGUGGUUUCGGAAAUCUUCACCGUCUKUCUUAAUCUCUCACCGUCAAUCCUUUCCCCUCCCUUUCUACUUUUUGGGCAGUCCCGGCCAACCGCUGGUUGAGUUCCGUGCACGAGUGYGAGUGGGCAGGGGUCAUCUGCGACAAUCUCAUGCAGAUUCGAGUCAUUGAUUUGCACGGGCAGGGAAUCGAGGGAACCUUCCCCAGUAGUUUUCAGCGGCUGCGCUACGUCCAGACCGUUGCCAUGCAGUGGAACAAUUUUACGGGGCCUCUCCCGGRUGGCUUUGGCCAGAUGAAAUACCUGAUCCAUGUCGAGAUGCACAACAAUAGGUUCACGGGGAGCUUUCCGAACAGCUGGUCAUCCGCUCGGAACCUUCAGCUCUUGAACGUGGCAGAGAAUUUUCUAACUGGGCAAAUUCCCACCAGCGUUGGGAAUUUCCGWAACAUCAAGGGCCUAUUCCUCUUCAGGAACCAAUUUUCGGGAACCUUGCCGCCCGAAUUCUCAAAUACCAAGUCGCUAGGUAUGUAAAAUGGUUUGAAUGCCUGAUUCUGUGCUACCAGUAUCGUUGUCCAAUGAAUGGUAAUGYAUGCUGUAACAAGGGACGUAGCUGUAUGGCCUCGUGCACUUGCAUAGACUCACAAAAUAGUCGUUGUGUUUCUUCGACAUUCCUUUGCAUUUUCCUCUCGAUUUUGACGAUACACGAAACUCCUGAUCUUCGCAUCGGCAGCAUUCAUGCGCUUCCACAAAAACGAGUUGACGGGUACCAUCCCUCCCGAGUUUGGCGAUAUGCACGUGAACGAGCUUUGGCUGCACAAUAAUGAAUUGACCGGCACCCUCCCCACUGAGCUUGGAAAACUAACUAAUUAUUUGACCGACAUCCGUAUGAGCGAAACUUCUCUCGAGGGAACAAUCCCGGAAGAAAUUUWUAAAAUGUCACAGCUGUGGCGUCUCGAUCUCCAUAAAUCGAAGUUUACCGGAACUAUUAGUCCCAAUAUCACCAAACUCGAAGGACUGCAAACUCUGCGUCUUAGCAGCAACGGUUUCACUGGGACGCUUCCAUCCGACUUUAGCAGCAUGACAAAUCUAAGAACCGUAUGGUUAGACGGCAACAACCUGUCUGGGACGAUUCCAUCGAGUAUCUGUGAUCUCAAAGAGGAGCACAUUCUGGAAUUCGUCCAGGCAGACUGCCUUCCGGAUCCGUCCUCGGGACAGCCAUUGGUAACUUGCGAAUGUUGCGAUGUGUGCUGCAGCGCCGAAACGGGGGCCUGUCAAUUCUAGAAACAGGAGUGAUCUGUGCGGAUUCCUCGUUGUGGCGACAACGAUGGUUUAAAGGGAUGUAAAGUGUCGUGUU
Molecule: messenger RNA, 3699 nt
Organism: Pseudo-nitzschia multistriata
Lineage: Eukaryota; Bacillariophyta; Bacillariophyceae; Bacillariales; Bacillariaceae
Source: the annotation of a GenBank genome assembly